AUGGAGACUUCCGGCCUGCGCUCCUGCCAGGACUCCCAGGCGGCAGGCCUGGAUUUUGACCCUGCCAGACAAGAUUAUUUCUGUGCCAGUCGAGAAACAGAGUCUCUCUAUCAAGAGUUGGACCUGGGCUGUCUAAGUGAAGACCUUCUUGUGCAGACCACGCCAGACGCCGCCAUGGCGGAGACCCCUCCUCCGGGUCCCUGCGAAGCGCACGGCAUCGAGUCCGAGUCCCUGAUGGGAGCCGAGCACGUGGAGCUCAGAGUGGAGCUGGCCCGGUUGGAGGCGGAGAUCGUGUUGCUCCGCCAAGAGCUGGCCGCCAAAGAGGGGCGCUGUGGGGAGCUCAGGAGCAGGUUGGCGCCCCUGCCCUCGGUGGGGUUCAGACGGAACCCGUCCAAGAGCUGGCGUGAGGUUCGGGGCUCCAACGCUUCCGUGAGACAGAAAACGUCGGCCGCCCUGUCCACCGUGGGCUCUGCCAUCUGCAGGAAGCUCAGGGCCUUCGAAGGGCUGAUGGGGAGCAUCAAGUCUAGAGUCGCAGGUGGCAGAGCGCUGGGCAGUGACAGCCUGCCUGCUUCGCCCAGGAGUGGGGAUGACCCCCUCCCGGUCCGGGGAAGUCAGGAUGAUCAACUUCCCAUUCUGGAGCCAGAAUGA
Messenger RNA from Ochotona curzoniae (black-lipped pika), 648 nucleotides. It is a transcript of the gene TPD52L3, whose product is annotated as TPD52 like 3. Bases 1 to 648 code for a protein of 215 amino acids. The record is from RefSeq and is a predicted model, not a curated record. The transcript has a single exon. Lineage: Eukaryota; Metazoa; Chordata; Mammalia; Lagomorpha; Ochotonidae. Gene Ontology annotation, cellular component: cytoplasm.